This is a messenger RNA of Phytophthora infestans T30-4, 603 nucleotides long. RefSeq names its product Mitochondrial Carrier (MC) Family. NCBI's taxonomy places the organism in Eukaryota, Oomycota, Peronosporomycetes, Peronosporales, Peronosporaceae. The record is from RefSeq and is a predicted model, not a curated record. The transcript is spliced from 4 exons. Bases 1 to 603 code for a protein of 200 amino acids.
AUGGAAGUCAUCAAGACGCGUAUGCAGCUACAGGGAGAGCUGGCACACAACGUGACGCGCGGUGCGGCACCCGUGGUACAGUACCGCAACUUCGCUCAUGCUUUCUACACCAUUGGACGCACCGAAGGCCUGCGCGGUAUUCAGCGGGGACUUGGUCCUGGUAUCUCGUACCAGAUCUUCAUGAAUGGACCGCGCCUGGGAUUGUUCGAGCCAAUGCAGAAGGUUUUUGGCGCAACAGACCCCACGGCCUACUCAUUUCCGAUUCGCAACGUGUGCGCUGCAGCCACCUCUGGAAUGAUCGGAGCCUUCAUCGGCAGUCCUUUCUUCCUAGUAAAGGCACGAAUUCAAGCGGCCAGCUCAGCAGGGAAAAUCAAUGCGCAAUACGCGUAUAACGGAAUGAUGGACGGAUUUCGGCAGAUUGUCAAGGCCGAUGGAUUAUUUGGGCUGUAUCGUGGAGCUACGGCGUCGAUUCCGCGUGUUGCAAUUGGCUCAGGCACGCAAUUGGCCACGUAUACACAGGCAAAGACACUCGUGCUCGCAGCGGGCUUUGAGGACGGUGUGCAAGUUCACUUGGGCUGUAAGGUUGUCAUUCGAGUAUCUUGA